AUGCAUCUCUCCAAACUUUUCCACAUACCCCUCCAACACUUCUACCUGCAACUUUUCCGCCACUCCGAAGCCGAAGCUCUCCAAGUCAAAGUGCUCGAAGGCAAAAAGGCGAUCCUCGGUGACAAGCACCACGAAACAUUGAACGCCAUGGAAAGUCUGGGGUAUAGCUACCAACUCCUAGGUAAAUACAAGAAAGCCGAAGAGUUGCACCGCGUCGUUUAUAAAGAGCGAUCGGAGCAAAUGGGGCCUGACCAGCCACACACGCUCAUCUCCAUGGGCCACCUCGGGUCGACCUACUUUUGUCAAGGCAGAUAUAAAGAAGCGGAAGAGAUGCAGUUGAAGGUGUUGGAAGGAAGGAAAGCCAAGUUGGGAGCAGACCAUUCGUACACGCUCAUCGCCAUGGGACAUCUCGCCGUAACAUACUGCUCUCAAGGUCGAUACCCAGAGAGCGAAAAGCUCCAUGUACACGUGAUGGAUGCGCGCAUCAAAGAGCUGGGAGAGCGCCACGAGACGUCGUUAGCGGCUAUGGCACACGUUGCCAAUGUCUAUCGCAUGCAACGACGACUUCAAGAGGCCGAAGAUCUCCAACAACGUAUUCUCAAAGCCCGUCAACAACUCAAAAUCCAAGAAAGCGAUGGAGGCUCCAAUUUCGAGACGCUCAAGAACAAGAGGGACCUCGCGGCGACCUAUGCUACCAAAGGGUUCUAUAAAGAGGCGGAAAAGUUGCAGGUAGAAGUGUUGGAGGG
Messenger RNA from Acaulospora colombiana, 746 nucleotides. NCBI's taxonomy places the organism in Eukaryota, Fungi, Glomeromycota, Glomeromycetes, Diversisporales, Acaulosporaceae. The record is from the annotation of a GenBank genome assembly.